CCCGUGUCACAGUGACCCUGAACUCAUUCAUGGUGAAUUUACGCGUCUUGUUUUAACAUUAUUAUCCUUAUUGUUAUUAUUAUUAUAAUCAGAGCUAAUGGGAGCCGGUGAAAGCAGAUCUGUGUCAUACGGUCUGGAUGAGGAAGAAAAUGUCACUGUUCUGCAUGGAGUAAAGUUAUCGGGCAAUGUUCUCCAACGGAUGAGAGACCCUGGACCAUCUCCUGUGAGACCAGCAUUAUCAAAACCAGAGAGUGGCAAAUCUGACCCAGGGCCUGCUAGACCAUCUGCAGCUGAGAUGCAAGAGGAACUUCGAAGAAGGUUCGAUAGAGAACAGGCUCUGGUCCAGGAAGAGCUGGCUCGGAUUGCCCAUAGAGAGAGAGAGGAUGAAAACCCAGCCGUGCUCAGGGAGAGAGCCAGGAGUCGAGAGGAAGAGGAGAAAGCUCAGGACCUGCCAGCUGAGUUGAGUAUUCGGGCCCGACAGCUGAAGAGAAAAGAAGAUGAAUUAAAACAUCUUGCUGAAUUUUACAAGGAGCAGCUACAACGGAUGGAGAAGAAGAAUGUAGACAUCUAUCAACAAACUCUACAAAUAUACAACCAAGAGGCAGUUAAGGCAGAGACCAGUGUUAGGCCUCAUAACAUCAGCAUCAUCUGCCCUGAGCUCCAGUCUCAGGUGUUGAACUGCUACAGAGAGAACAAACAUCAGACUCUUCAGUGCUCACAGCUGGCCAGAGAAUAUAUCAACUGCAUCAACUCCUCCAAGAAGAACCUGCUGGUGAACCACGGAUGAAGACGAUGGUUAAUAAUGAUGAAGAACUGUUCAGCAGAGGAUCCAUAAAAAACAUUCAGCACUGUGUGCGCACUUGCAUGAAUGAAGUGGAUGAGCGUGUGUGAGCAUCUUUCUCUAUAAUGGUGUCUGUGCUGACAAGAUUAUGUUAUGUUGGAUUGUGAUAAUCCUGAUUUACUGUAAGCAAAUAAAUUCUCUACAGUGUAACAUAUUUGUGAGACUCUGAUUGUCUCCAAACAUUAAAUGUGAAGAGGAUUUAUGAGUCUGAA
Molecule: messenger RNA, 1053 nt
Organism: Triplophysa rosa
Lineage: Eukaryota; Metazoa; Chordata; Actinopteri; Cypriniformes; Nemacheilidae
Gene: chchd6b
Product: coiled-coil-helix-coiled-coil-helix domain containing 6b
Exons: 9
Coding region: 98-787 (229 amino acids)
Biological process (GO): inner mitochondrial membrane organization
Cellular component (GO): MICOS complex; mitochondrion
Source: RefSeq, a predicted model, not a curated record